This is a messenger RNA of Microcebus murinus (gray mouse lemur), 2853 nucleotides long. It is a transcript of the gene NKX3-2, whose product is annotated as NK3 homeobox 2. Gene Ontology annotation, molecular function: DNA-binding transcription factor activity, RNA polymerase II-specific; RNA polymerase II cis-regulatory region sequence-specific DNA binding. Gene Ontology annotation, cellular component: nucleus. Gene Ontology annotation, biological process: cell differentiation; regulation of transcription by RNA polymerase II. Lineage: Eukaryota; Metazoa; Chordata; Mammalia; Primates; Cheirogaleidae. The record is from RefSeq and is a predicted model, not a curated record.
UCGGUCCCGCUCGGAGCUGCUCGGCGCCCCAGCUGCCCGCCCGGCCGGCCGCUCCGGCCCGCGGCGCAAAUGGCUGUGCGCGGCGCCAGCACCUUGACGCCCUUCUCCAUCCAGGCGAUCCUCAACAAGAAAGAGGAGCGCGGCGGGCUGGCCGCGCCGGAGGGGCGCCCGCCGCCCGGGGGCACAGCGGUGGCGGUGGCUGCGGCGCCCGCCGUCUGCUGUUGGCGGCUGUUUGGGGAGACGGACGCGGGCGCACUGGGGGGCGCCGAGGACUCUCUGCUCGCGUCUCCUGCCGGUACCAGAACAGCUGCGGGGCGGACUGCGGAGAGCCCGGGAGGCUGGGACUCAGACUCGGCUCUCAGCGAGGAGAACGAGGGCAGGCGGCGCUGCGCGGAUGCUCCGGGGGCCAGCGGGGCAGGCCGCACGGGAGGAUCCCUGAGCCUCGGCCGGCCGAUCUGCGAGCUGCCCGCCUCCAAGGACCUGGAGGAGGAAGCCGCGGGCCGGAGCGACAGCGAGAUGUCGGCGGCCAGCGUCUCAGGCGACCACAGCCCAAGGGCCGAGGAUGAUGGCGUUGGCGCCAGAGGUGCACACGUGCCGGCGCUGUGCAGCGGAGCCGGCGGCAGGGGCAGCGGCGCACCGGCGGGCGGCGUGGAGGAGGAGGAGGAGCCGGUGGCGCCGAAGCCGCGUAAGAAGCGCUCUCGAGCCGCCUUCUCCCACGCGCAGGUCUUCGAGCUGGAGCGUCGUUUUAACCACCAGCGCUACUUGUCCGGGCCGGAGCGUGCAGACCUGGCCGCGUCUCUGAAGCUCACCGAGACGCAGGUGAAGAUCUGGUUCCAGAACCGUCGCUAUAAGACCAAGCGCCGGCAGAUGGCCGCGGACCUGCUGGCCUCGGCGCCCGCCGCCAAAAAGGUGGCGGUAAAGGUGCUGGUGCGCGACGACCAGAGACAGUACCUGCCCGGCGAGGUGCUACGGCCACCCUCGCUUCUGCCACUGCAGCCCUCCUACUAUUACCCUUACUACUGCCUCCCCGGCUGGGCGCUCUCCACCUGUGCGGCCGCUGCGGGCACCCAGUGAGCCCGCCUGGGCUGAGGCAACAAAUGAUUCCCACACCCGGCUCCGACGGCCGUGUAGGCUGUAGCCCACACAGGGGCGCUCCGCCACGGGGGCAAGUGGAGGAUGAAACCCAGCUCUGGCUCCGCUAGCCAGGACUCGAGCCCUGGCAGCGGGACUGAGUAUACCCAGAGGAGGCGCUUUUUUCUAAUUUGAACAGAGGCACCCUAUGGCCCCCCGCUCGCCCCUCACCUGUCUGGAAGCCCUUGGACACUAUUUAUUAUCACGACAAUGUUGGAUUUGGAUUAUGUCUGCCUGCUGGGGAUGGCGUUUCCCCAGAGCGUUGAACUCCUGGAGACCACAUAGCCUGAAUCCCCAGCAUUUCAGGCCUGCUGGGAGCUUCGUGCGCUAGGCCACACUAGUUCAUGGUAUCCAUGCUACCAAUCUAUGUGUAUCUACAUAUCUUUUAUUUUUGGAAAUUGCAUUUAUAACAAAGCGGUGCGGAACCCUGGCAGCCGCAGCCCAGGGGGUGAUUUGAAACGUGAAGGGUUUGGUUUUCAGGCGCUCGCUCCACCCCUCCCGAGUGUCAGAGCUCUGGUGGGGGCGCCCUAGUGGGUGCUGAAUGUAAGGAAGGGAGCUUCUGCGUGUUGGGCAGUCUAGGGGUAUCCACACCUUCCCUCUCCGAAGUCCAGGGCCCGGUCCGGGUGGCAAGCGCCUGAGAACCCCCCCCCCAACAAGGAGAGCGCACACUCGGGCAGCCCUUUGCAGAAACUUUCCUUCGUUUAAAAGAGAUUAAGACUCGUAGCACUUUUCAGUUGUUUGUAUUCAAAUGACGGUUAUUUCUUGUACUCAAUGUGAAUAUCCCCGGCCAACCUUUCCAAGGCAUCCUCCCUGGUGCCACCGCCUGGCCCUCGGUCUCUCACUUGCACCCUCUGCAACUCUGCGCCCUGGCCCGGGACUCCCCUAUCUGCCCUUCACCUACCCUUGGACAGGUGAUCCUACCUGUUGUGUCAACCUCGCCGCUUUUCGCCUCCUUAAGGGCACUGUGCACUCAACUAGAGUAUUAACUGUAAAAAGAUUUGUGAAGUUUGAAAGCUCUAUUCGCUGUAUUUUUUCUUUAAUUUAUAAACUUUUAUUUUAACAUGCCCUCCUGGACGCCGUGUUUUUCUCUGAGACGUUCUCCGACUUCGGGGGCGGGGGGUAGACCAGUGACGCGGGCUGGAGAUAGCUGGGGCGCAUUUUCCCAGCCUCUUUUCAGUUUUGGACCCAGGAUGUCCAGCCCCUCCCGGGAGAAGCUCUGCUGCCCGCCCCGCAGGAAGGGUGCAAACCUCCGCGGCUCAGGGAAUCGCAAUUUCGGGAACUUCGCAGGAGUCACGGAUGAAUCCCACUGAAUUCGGGGGCAAAUUCCCAGGAUUCCUUUUUUUCUCGAGGGCAUACUCUGAAUUGUAGAAAGCGCCCAUGGCUGAACCCCCAGCCAGUCUCCAUCCCCUCCUUCAAUCGGCUGACCCUUUUCUUUCUCACACUCGUGCACACUCGCGCGUGUUCUCUCUCUCUCUCUCCUUUCGAUUUUUGGAGCAUUUCUCUAAGUGAUUCGGUCUUUAUUUCGUUCCCAGAAUAGGCCAGUAAAAACUCCACUGAAAUUCCGAAGCGAUUCGAAGCAAACCAGGUGCUAGUAAAGUGGUCUCUGGGAGAAGGUCACCUGCUCGUUUGCCUCGGACGGGUGCAAAUGGCGCUCUACAGUGUUUCAAACGUGGCGUCAUUUGACCCGCACCGAGGCUCACAGAGCAUGGGCAGGACAAAUGU